AUCCUUUUUUCUUUUCUGAAGAACAAACCUGUACUACAGAGAGAGAAGGAGAAUUUUAAAAUUCCCCUGGCUGUCUUAGUUAGCAACCACCACUCAUUAGUCCCGCAAACGAAAUAGCAACACACCAUCCUCCUCCUCUCAUCCAAGGCGUUGGUUUUUAUAGCCUCACAUAGCUCAAACACACAAUGCUAGUCUUGCUGUUCACAUCAUUGCCAAGCCACAAGGAAAAGAAGGCAACAAGGCAGCACAGCAGCAGCAGAAGAAGAACAAGAAGAAACAAUGGAUUGUUGCGUUUGCAGCCCCAUGGCGUCCAUGUACAGGCCUCCAAGGAACACCAUCUGCGCUUCGUGCUAUGAAGGUGCCAAGGCCAUCAUCGCCUUCUUCAACGACGAGGAACAGGGGGGCGAUGCUGAUCAAGGCUCCGUGAAGUCCCAUGGAUUGACAAAGCUGAACAACGCAACCAAGGGAUUAAGAGAAGCGUGGGAGGAGGCGCGAUGCCGGGAGGAGGAGGCCAAGCAGAGGGUCUCGUUUCUCCAACAAGGCUUCGCGGCGGCGUGGAAGGACGGCCUCCACACCGACAUCGCCGUCAGCCCUGGAACUGGGCCCCCAAUUCAAGCCCACAAGGCCAUCCUUGCCGCGCGGUCGGAGGUGUUCCGCCACAUCCUCGUCGGCGGCGACGGCUGCAAGGCCCCCGCCGGCGACUCCAUCUCCCUCCCGGAGCUCGCCCACGACGAGCUCUCCCACCUCCUGGGGUUCCUCUACACGGGGGCCCUGACGUGCACGGAGGAGCGGCACCUGCACGCGCUGCUGGUGGCCGGCGACAAGUACGACGUGGCGUUCCUCCGGCGGGCGUGCGAGGCGCGGCUGGCGGCGCGGGUGGAGGCCCGGAACGUGCUGCGGACGCUGGAGGUGGCGGAGCUGAGCUCGAGCCUGGCGCUGAAGGAGCGCGCCAUGGGGACGGUGGUGGAGCACGCGGAGCAGGUGGUGUUCUCGCCGGAGUACGAGGAGUUCGCCGUCCGGAACGCCAGCCUCUGCGUCCAGAUCACCCGCGCUCUGCUCGCCGCCAAGUCCUUUCCCGCCAAGACGACCCAGCCGGCAACCUAAACCUAGGGUUCCAACUCCAACUCCAAGUUUUUCUUUUUUAUACUCCACUUUAGAUGAUGUACAAAUUAAACGUGUAAAUGAUAGUGCAUACUACUUUUGAUGAUCGAGUACUUUGUUUGAAACUAAUGUGAUGAAAUCAAAUACAAGAUUACGGAAUUCAUCCGAGCUGGUAAAUGAUUUCUUUGCACAAAUUAAAUAACAAACUUAGCGUUGCUCUUGUACACCUUUUUAAUAUACAUCGACGUUGACUUCUU
Oryza brachyantha (malo sina) is the source of this 1358-nucleotide messenger RNA. Its product is annotated as BTB/POZ domain-containing protein At3g56230-like. The record is from RefSeq and is a predicted model, not a curated record. Gene Ontology annotation, molecular function: protein binding. The coding region runs from base 280 to 1104 and encodes 274 amino acids. The transcript has 3 exons. NCBI's taxonomy places the organism in Eukaryota, Viridiplantae, Streptophyta, Magnoliopsida, Poales, Poaceae.